This is a messenger RNA of Limanda limanda (common dab), 2836 nucleotides long. RefSeq names its product zinc finger MYM-type protein 1-like. NCBI's taxonomy places the organism in Eukaryota, Metazoa, Chordata, Actinopteri, Pleuronectiformes, Pleuronectidae. The transcript is spliced from 4 exons. The coding region runs from base 559 to 2241 and encodes 560 amino acids. The record is from RefSeq and is a predicted model, not a curated record. Gene Ontology annotation, molecular function: protein dimerization activity.
AAUGCCUGUUACCACCUGACGCUUCGACCGGCACCUGCGGCUAAGUGAAGAAACCCAAAACAGAAAGAUGUUUCUGAAAGAUUGAUUGAGAGCAGGACAGAAGAGUCCUCCCUGAGGAGUGGCCCCAGUGGAUCCCCAGAUUCCCACAGAGAAGAUUCAGACAGCGAGAGAGAUGAGCCUCCAACAACGAGUGGCGGCCCAAGUGGACCUCCAGACAUUUCCAAAUCAAGAACUGAUAGUCCAGUCCAGCCACGUCUGAAACUCUAUCCGAGGACACUCCAGGGCGACAGGCGCAGACACUUUCAGGCAUCGUGGUACUCUAUCCACACAUGGCUUGAAUAUUCACUGUCACAAGACUCAGCAUACUGUUAUGCAUGCAGGCAUUUUGGCCUCCCACACACAGAGUCAGUGUUUACGUCAGCCUUGGGUUUUAAAAACUGGAAAAAGGCAACAUUCAGAGAUGGAGGGUUUUGUGGACAUGCAAAGGGAGAGGGUCACACAAAUGCAAUGAUUGCUUAGAAAGAAUAUGAGAGAGCAGAUAAAGCUGAUGCCUUGUUAAUGAGUACUUUAAGUAAAGAACAUCAUAAGCAGAUAGAGGAAAAUCGUGCCUACAUAAAAAGUUUAGCAGAAGUCCUACUGUUAACUGCAACCCAGAAUAUUUCACAGAGGGGACACAAGGAGACAGUAGAUGCAGACAACAGGGGAAACUUCUUGGCUAUAUUGGACAUGAUUGCUAAACAUGACCCAGUUGUUAAAAAGAAAAUGACAGGGCCUCGCAAUGCAAAAUACACGAGCCAACAAAUUCAAAAUGAAAUUUUGGAUACAUUAGCUGAAAUGGUACGCGCUUCCAUCAUAAACGAAGUCAAGGAGAGUGAAGUCUUUUCCCUUAUGGCAGAUGAAACUAAAGACCUUAAAAAAAAGGAGCAGAUCUCUUUAGUGUUAAGAUAUUAUUAUGCAGGAGCCGUAAAAGAGAGCUUUUUGCACUUUGAAUCUGCAGACCGCCUAGAUGCUGCAGGCCUGACGCAUAAAAUAAUACAGCUACUUGAGAGAUGUGGCUUGGAAUACAAAAGUAACCUGAUCGGGCAAUCAUAUGAUGGGGCUUCUGUCAUGAGUGGCAAGCACUCAGGCGUUCAGGCUCGUAUUAAAGAGGUGGCAAAACAGGCCUUUUAUGUCCAUUGUAAUGCCCAUUGUCUUAAUCUUGUUCUUGUGGACACAGUUAAGGCAGUACCACAAGCUGAAUGUUUUUUCGCAUUGUUGCAGAGACUCUAUGUAUUUGUGUCUGGCUCGUACAUUCACAACAAGUGGCUGAACAUACAGAAAGAAAUGUAUCCUGGAGCACCCAGAGAACUUCAGCGAUUGAGUGAAACAAGGUGGGCUUGCCGGCAUAUAGCUUGCCACACUGUUCUUGAUAGACUACCUGCCAUCAUGCGUCUCCUUGUAGAAGUGGCUUCAGAAAACAGUGGCGAUAGAUGCAUUGAUGCACGAGGCCUGCUCGCUCAAUUUGACCUGCAGUUCAUUGGACUUUUGGUGAUAUGCAAUAAGGUUUUUGGUGAUGCAAGGUGUCUCUCUGACAUGCUACAGUCUCCCUCUCUUGAUUUGUGUUCAGCUGUGGAUCUAGUUCAAGCCCUUGUGCAAAAUGUUCAAGCUUACAGGGAUGAAUCCUACUUUGAAGGACUCUGGAGAGAAAUCUUAAAUACUGCUGAAAAAUGUGAUGUAGAGGUGGAACCUACUUCAAAAAGAAAGACAAAACAGAGCCGGUGGCUAGAUGGACAUGCUGUCAUGUCCUCAACGGGUGAGCGUUCAGAGCAGAGUAUGGACACUUUCCGUAUCAGCAUAUUUUACCCUGUGCUGGAUAACAUGCUCAGUGAGCUAAACAGACGAUUUGCUAAACCAAAUUGUGAAAUAAUGUUGGGAAUCCAAGCCUUAAAUCCGUCAAGUAAUACAUUUUGCCAAGAGCAAGCUCUAUUUGCAUUUGCUUCUAUUUAUGAAUGUAACACAGAUGACCUCAAACACGAGUUACACCAAAUGAAAAGAAUCCUAGAGAGAAAAGUCAAAUCUGGCAUACAGAAGCCCUCUAGCCUAGUAGAACUCACUAAAUUCGUUGAACCCUUUAAAGAGGUAUUCCAUGAGCUCUUCAGGUUAUGCAAAAUUGCUAUUGCCAUACCAGUCAGUACUGCCUCCUGUGAACGCAGCUUUUCCACACUCAAGUUAAUAAAGACACACUUGAUCCACUAUGGAUGAUGAUCGACUGAGCAGUCUGGGUAUUUUAAGUGUGGAGUCCAGACGAGCAAAGUCCCUGGACUUGGAUGAAUUUGUUAAUCGAUUUGCUGCUAAUCACAAUAACCGCAGAAUACGUCUGAAAUGAGUGUGUAAACAAUGAUAUGAUGAAGUGAUGAUGUAAACAGUUUCAAUAAUGCAGUUAGAAGUUCUGCAUUGGAAGAUUCCAUGUAAAUAAUCCCCAAGGGCUUCGAGGCAAUUGUUUUUUUAAGAGGCACUAUUUUUUAUAACACAAAGGAAAGUAUCAAAGUGUUCAAUGCCUCUGUUAUAUACAGGAGGCUAAUCUUUAGAUCUUUAAGGACAGUCAUUUAAGUGUUCAGUUUUCAUGAGAUGUCACUGUUUGGAUUCUCUGUCUGAUAUGUGUAAAUGUGGCUCAAACUUGAAUCAUUCUUGCAGACUCCGCCUAAUACCCAUUGUGAAUAUGAUGUUUGUUAUUAUGUGUUUGAUAGAUGUUUAUGGAUCGAAUUGAAGAAAAAUUGACACUGCUUAUAUAAACAGGCUGUUAAUGCUUGUCAUAUUUACAUUUGUUGUAAUUCAGCAAAUUGUAUUCAGGAUGUUA